Molecule: messenger RNA, 951 nt
Organism: Entamoeba invadens IP1
Lineage: Eukaryota; Evosea; Mastigamoebida; Endamoebidae
Exons: 1
Coding region: 1-951 (316 amino acids)
Source: RefSeq, a predicted model, not a curated record
AUGUCAUCUCCUCAAAUCAAGGUACUCAUAUUGCGAUCUCAUAUAGGUGGAAAGAAGGCUUGGAGCGAUAUGGCGGAACGGGCGAAUACUUUAGGGCAUUUUUCACUGAGUAUGGAAUACUUGAUGGACUCAACUUUUACAUACUCAGACCUUGUCAGAAUUAUGCCAGACGUCAUUGUUUGUUCGGACACCGCAGGUGCACCUGGUUACUUCUCUGUUGACGAAACCAUCGCUUUGAAGCGAUUCUUAACUAAAAUACCAUGCAGAGGUAUUCUUGGGACAUAUGCAUGUUUCUAUCAUACUGAAGGAUCGAUGGGGUCAUUUAGAGUCUUUGAUAAUAGACAGAUCGCACCGCUCUUCGGUCUUGAUGAGACGAUGACAUUCACUUCAGUGAAAAUUGGGGAAGAUACCAUUCACGAGGAAAAGAAGGGAACUGCAUUGUUCAACAAAUUGGGGGACAAACAUACAAUACUCGGUUAUAAGUCGUCGAAAGUGCCAAAAGGAGGGUCGUGGGUUGUUGAUGGAAAAAUAGUAGGAGCAAAAGACAGUGUUCAAUUGGUCGCGAGUAAUGACGAUCAUAAAAGUGUUGUGUUGCUUUAUAAAAACGAGUUUUAUAGUGCUUUGUAUAUUAGCUCUAUGCCAGAAUUCGGUUCCACCAAAAACACGCCCGAUGUACAACUACUCUACAAUUCCAUCGUGACAUUAUUUGAAUGUGCCAAACUGAAAAACCUCUUCACGUUGUGCUUGAAAAGCAUUUCAGAGCACCAAAAAGAGAUUGACGCAAAUUUUUUGUCGACAGACUUCUUGGAACAGUUCCCGAACUUUGUGAGAGACUCCAUUGUUUCAAUCAUUUUGUCAAAACCAAAUGCCAAUUUGAAGAUGUUUAACAUAACGAGGAUUGACUGCAGCAACACCACACUCGCCAGCCCUGUCCGCUCGGUGUCUAUUUAA